AUGCAGCACAGCAAAGGACUGGAGUCCCCGGAGCUGGGACGGACGGUCUCGCGCUCGCGCAGCACCAGCAUGUCCAGCGACUCGCAGCUCUCCCGCACCCACCUGCUGGCUCCCCCACCAGUGAUCCCCGCGCCCUCGUAUAUCGCAUCGUCCGCCGCCGCUCAGAUCAUCACCGCUGACCAAGAGUUCAACGCUGCCGACUUCGUGGCGGAUGAUGAAGGCCAUGGAUCAAGUGCAAGUGCCCUUGUAACCCGCGAGGCCCUCUCGGCUCUGAAUGCAUUCCUCGAUAAUCUCCUGUUCAACAUCCUGGCCGCGGCCAAGUCCACCCAAUUAGUCAAUAUCCGCCCCGCAGUCGCGGAGGUGUUAAAGCCUCGACUCGCCAAGGAGAUGGUUUCAGCGGCGGACGAUGAGCUGAGCGAAUACUUGGGAGGACCGGAAGAUGAACAGAUUGAAUUCCGUGGCGGCCAAACCUCAAUCGGAGAUUUUGAUCUUGUUCGCUCAUGGAAACUGACCCGACUGCGAUGUAUGGUCUACACCCGGCUCGGUGACAUGGAGGAAGAUGAUGAGGAGGACUAUAUCAACCAGGAAAUCCUCGGCGAAGAUGAAGGCGGCCUCCGGAGGCUGGCAAGCCAUGUUGGAUACAUUACGCCUGCUGCUUCCAUAUUUCUCACUUCCAUUAUUGAGCACAUCGGCGAACAAGCUCUGGUUAUCGCGGGCGAGACAGCUCGGUCGAGACUAUCAGCAAACCUUGGUGAUGACAACGAAUCGGUAGAGGCCGGUGCGAACCGGGGGAGUAUGGACCGGCUGAUCGUGGAGGACCAUGAUAUGGAGAGGCUGGCACUGAACCCGACCUUGGGAAGACUGUGGCGGACGUGGAGAAAACGAGUGCGAGGAGCCAACUUGUCACGAGCAGUUUCCAGGGAAUCUCUACGACAUCGCCACAGCCUGGUUUUCAUGAACGGCAGUAGGAAGAACAGUGCUGUCACGAUAGGCGAGAUCUCACCGCGGUCUGCAUCCUCGCGGUCUGCGACCUCGCCGCUCUCAGAGACUCGGCCUGAGUUGGACCCAGCUUCUGUCCCACUGCCAGUGAGUGAGCACGACAUCCAGGAAAUCGAAACCCCGAACUUCCUUCCGGAGCUCGACACUAGCGAUGUUCAAACGAUGCAGGCCGUUGUGGCCCACAAGGUCCGACCUCACAGCUUGAUGGUACUCACGCUACCCUCACCUAGAUCGCCAUCGUCCAACGGAAAUUCCCCUCUCACGCCCAAAAUUCAAACGGUGAAAAUCACACGCCACGCUCGAUCGAGAUCCCUGCCCAAUGCUGGUCCAGAGGAAGCAUCGGGAGUUGAAGAGCCUGCCGAGCGCUCAUCACCCACACCAUCGGAGGAGAGAAGACGCUUGGAAACGAUGUAUGAGCAUGAUGAGGAUGAUGAGCCAGACGUCGAACAGAGACACCAGUCGAAGGUGGACGGCACGGCAAAUAAACCACGGACUGCCGACGAAAAAGAGCCGGCGGAUGCUACUGCCGCAACCCCGUCGACGUCGGGUGCAUCGGUCGAGGUAGCCACGAGUGCAGCUAGUAGUACUUCAGUAUCGUCGUCUGCUCUGAUUGAAGAGCUUGAGGGACACGAGACGGGUGAGAAGCCCGUACUGGCGAUUGACGAGUCGACUACCCCUGGGCCUAUCGACGCGGCGCCGGGGACGCAAGGGGUCGACUCCACCCCGGCCCAACCCGCCGCCGAUCACGACGAUGCGUCCCAGGCUCCUGAUGCCGACCUGUCGACCACCGAACCCUCAGCCCCUCCUACAGCUCAACCUUCCGCGGACGACGCAGCCGUGGAUAAGCUUCCUCGGCCGGUUUCAAUUUCUGGAGAGAGUACCCAUUCGGACAGUUCGCGGACGCUGCCUUUCAAAUCCAGCACACCCCCCCUGGUAACCGGGAGUCAUCAGCGAUACGGGCGCUCGAGCCCAGGGAUAUCCUCCGUCAACUCCGGCAUCGAACGCGCCGCAGUUCAACGAUUAUCGGGGCGGUAUUCCGCCUCGGUAGCCUCUUCCAUCUAUUCCAAGCCUCGCCGCUCGGGCAGUUUCAGCAGCAGCCGCGAGAGACGUCCAGUCACAGCGGGCUCUUCCACUUCUCAGGUUUCUAGCAAGUUGAAAGGCCUUAUCGGUCGACCUGGAGACUCCGGCUCUAUUCGUCUCCGUAGCUCUUCCGAAGUAAGCAGGGUAUCAACCAGGGAGUCAACGUACGAGGAUACCUCCGGCUUGGACGACUUGAUUCGCAGCGAGGAGACGAUUCACUUCACCCUCACACCAAAAAGCAUGAGGGAAAUGGAGUUGCCGGAUUCACCCAGAUGGCGUGCUCAGCAACCAAGUACGGUUGAUUUGACCGACUUGGAGAAGAGUACCAGUCCACCCGCGGAGACCAUUCCUCGAUCGAGAACCUCUACCGCUUCAUCGAAAAGUAUCGUGGACCUUCCAACAGUACCCAAGUACAGUCAGCCGAAGCCUCGAUCCAUCGAAAUUCCCGCCACGAACCCGCAGCAGAAAUCGAUGGUUGGACCGGCUCGGGAUGCGAAGCAAAGCCUUGAGUCUACCAGUGAUUUCUCAAACUUCCUGAAGUCGACUGGGCCAAAUACUCCAACCACUCCCGCGACGAUCGAAAGCAGCCCUCUGAAGUCGCCACGCUUGCGCCGUUUGUCUGAUGCCACAGAAAUAGCGAAAAAGCUCACCCGGCCUGCAAGUGGUGCUGUUUCUGUUUCCAGCUCUGCCCGCAGCGGGCCUCGCAUGGAAGCCCGCUCCGCCGUGGUUCCAAGAGGAGAUCAAACGUCCGACUUGAUCGAUUUCAUUCGGGAAGGCCCACCGACUGCCGGGGCUCAUCGUAUCCCGCGUACCGUGGCUCCCUUCAGGGAUACCAUGGACUCGGACGAAUUGCAAGCCAUUGAACCUGGCCGCACCGGGACAGCAGCCCCCUCGGUGGCCAGUUCGACGGCCGAAAAGUCUAUGACAUCCAUUGGCUCUCGUACAGGGCUUUUGGAAUCGACUAGCCGGACGAGCGCCCCGACCGUUCUUGCUAAGGAAACGAGCAUGAUGUCUUCUGGCGCUGUGAGCGCAUCUGAUGACUUCCGUCCGCCGCGGACAAGGCGCCGGGUGCCAGACCCAUAUGCUAUUGAUUUGGACGACGAUGAUCUUGAUGACUUGCUUGAGGAGCCGAAGCCGAAGCGUGACGAGGAGAGUCUGAUAGACUUCCUACGCAAUGUACCGCCGCCUGAGGCUGCACCGGCGCCGCAGCCUUUGGCCACAAAUACCAAUGCCCGGCGAAGUUCAUCUGCCGGAUUCGGCGGCGCGUCGGUGAAAGCCCGACUUCUUCGCAACACAUCUUCCGAAAAGACACCCUUACCGAAAGCCUCCAAGAGCUCGCUGCGCCAGCAGCCAGACAGUUAUGUGGGUGGGACCUCGAACUAUACCGUCAAGGUUAGCAUGGAGCGCAAUGCUGGAGGCAUGAAUGGUGCUUACGGCCUAAAGACCGCCUCAAGUCGACAGACCGAGACUAGCGCAUUGGCUGAUUUCCUCAAGAACACUGGGCCUCCUGAGCCCCCUGUGACGAGACCUCCUGUUGCUGUCAAGUCAAAGGAUUCAGGAUUUGCACGACUCUUUGUGCGUCGCAAGAAGGUUGAGGCCUGA
Molecule: messenger RNA, 3681 nt
Organism: Aspergillus ibericus CBS 121593
Lineage: Eukaryota; Fungi; Ascomycota; Eurotiomycetes; Eurotiales; Aspergillaceae
Exons: 2
Coding region: 1-3681 (1226 amino acids)
Source: RefSeq, a predicted model, not a curated record